UCCUGGGCGCAGCUGAGCGAGUGUAGAAAUGGCAGCGGGUGGAUCGUACAGUAUAGUGGAGUAUUUCGGCGGAGAUGAUGGCUAUCGCUGCGGUUACUGUAAACAUGAAAACGGCAAUCUAUCACACGGUAAAGGAGCCGAUCCCAGCAGGCCUCCGUGUCGGAAAGCUAAAGACAUUAGGAAAGAGCGAAGACUUCAAAAAGACCAACAGAUGCAGCAAGAAGCUGUGUCGUCUUCUCCAAAUCCAACCCCAUCAAAAUCUUCUUCAUCUAAUCAGCCCAAAUCACUAGAGGAAUUCAUUACAGAGUCUUUACCCAAUGACCCUCUGCACCGUUUAGAGGUGAGGCUGGUGCGCUCCAACCCUCCCAGUCCACAGUUCAAAGCUUCGUUUGACGCCUCAUACCAAGUGUACAAACUCUACCAGAUGGCUAUUCACGAGGACCCGCCUGACAAACCAAGCGAGAGCCAGGUGAGGCUAGUGCCGGUCAGCUUUGAGGAGCCGGAUUUCAUGGCAUCAUACGAGCAGUCAGCGGCGCUCUAUGCCCGCUACCAGAUGACGGUUCACGGCGACGCUCCACACGAGUGCAGUAAGAGCCAGUUUAAGAGGUUCCUCUGUGACUCUCCUUUAGAGGCUGAGACUGCUCCUGAUGGUCCUGAUGUGGGAUACGGCUCGUUUCAUCAGCAGUACUGGUUGGAUGGCAGAAUAGUAGCCGUGGGGGUUUUGGACAUCCUGCCCUCUUGUGUGUCCUCUGUGUAUCUGUACUACCACCCCGACUUCUCCUCGCUCUCACUGGGCACCUACUCUGCUCUCAGGGAGAUUGCCUUCACCAGGCAGUUGCAGCAGCAGUCGCCCAAACUCGCCUACUACUAUCUGGGUUUCUACGUCCAUUCGUGCCCGAAGAUGCGCUAUAAGGGUCAGUACCGGCCUUCAGACCUCCUGUGCCCUGAAACUUACUCUUGGGUGCCCAUUGAGAGAUGCAUCCCUCGCCUGGACGUCUCCGUCUACUCUCGGCUCAAUGAAAACGCUCAAGCAGGUGAUGCUCGUGCGCUGAAGGAUCUGGGACGGGUGUUAGUGCUCCACAGGAGGACAGUGAUGCCCUAUGCGGCCUACGCUCGUAAGCGGAAGGGAUCGAAUGAUGAGAAGGAAGUGGAGCAGUACGCUAGUCUGGUGGGCCAGACAUGUGCUGAGAGAAUCCUGCUCUACAGAGCAUAGAGCCCUUUAAACCUUACAAACAUCUGUCUGUCUGACUUUCAGAAACAUGUAACUCUUCUUCACUUCUCUGCUUUCGUCUCUCCACUUGUUUAUUUGUCUGCUGUUCAUCUGUUUUCUCCUCUAGAAGUCUUUGCUCCAUCGGUGUGUACAGUUUUUGUAAUUCCGUGCAUUGCUUCACUCGCCCAGUAAUCUCGUUGAACUUUUAUAUUAUCUGGCCAAGCUGCGCUUUGUAAUAAUCCCACUCGCAAACAUGCGACGACCAGGCAUAUAUGUUACUUCAUAAUGUAUGCCAAAGUAUUGUCUUGUAUAACUCACCAGUCACGUCUAAAAUAGCCAUAUAACAGCAAAUGAUGUGUUAUGGG
Danio rerio (zebrafish) is the source of this 1575-nucleotide messenger RNA. NCBI's taxonomy places the organism in Eukaryota, Metazoa, Chordata, Actinopteri, Cypriniformes, Danionidae. The record is from RefSeq and is a predicted model, not a curated record.